Hemicordylus capensis (graceful crag lizard) is the source of this 1417-nucleotide messenger RNA. It is a transcript of the gene CATSPER3, whose product is annotated as cation channel sperm associated 3. The transcript has 9 exons. The coding region runs from base 160 to 1392 and encodes 410 amino acids. Lineage: Eukaryota; Metazoa; Chordata; Lepidosauria; Squamata; Cordylidae. Gene Ontology annotation, molecular function: monoatomic ion channel activity. Gene Ontology annotation, cellular component: membrane. The record is from RefSeq and is a predicted model, not a curated record. Gene Ontology annotation, biological process: monoatomic ion transport; transmembrane transport.
GGUUACUGCUGAUCAUUCCAUCAGAAUUCCCCAGAGAAAAGAAGGCUCAUAGCAGCAGUGAUCUAGCCUUAGGAGUUGAUUCAAGUGCCACUCUCGCCAGUCAAGGUUGACUUUUGUGCUCUCCCCCUGUAAAGAAAGAUUAAUAUAAAAGGCACCAACAUGAACAAAUCAAUUCGAGGUUCUGACCCUCCAGAAUUGCAUGAAAUCCAUCACUUUACUGAAAACCUGUCUUAUGAGGCUUUUAAGUCCACAUCCAACAUCGAAGAGGGAAAACUUCUGUUUGGACGAUACAAGAGGAGAGAUCCUGAACUAUAUGCUUUCAUCGAAAGAUUAUUCUACCAUCCUCUUUUCAAGUCAGUUAUGAUCAGCACCAUCACAAUCAAUGCAAUCUUUUUGGCUAUAGAAACGGAAUAUAAAGUUCGCUAUGAAUCACCGUUCUUCCUGGAGGUUGCAGAUAUGAGUAUUUUAGCAGUUUAUACCACAGAGUUUCUACUGGAUAUUUAUCUGGAUCCCUUGAAUUACUGGAAGGAUGCCUAUAAACGAUUUGAUGCUUUUGUCCUUAUAGUGGCUUACAUCCCAUAUCUUAUUGACAGAACCAGCCCUACAAACUACCGUUUUGCAAGUGGGGUGAAAGGAUUCCAGGCAUUCCGAGUUCUCAAACUUAUCUACUAUAGCCCAGGAAUGGCGGUUCUAAUGAUAUCCCUAGCCAAGACUGCAAAGAAUGUGAUCAGUGUCCUUGUCUUGUUGUUCCUGUUAAUGUUUAUCUUUGCGAUUUUGGGUCAUGGUUUUUUCGGAAACGCUGUAACUGGAGACACGAACAACUGGGGGACCUUGCCAUCUGCCUUUUUCACUCUCUUCAGUUUAGUGACGGUUGAUGGAUGGACAGACUUACAGGAAGAACUGGACGAUCGUGGAUUCAUUGCAAGCCGGGCAUUCACAAUUGUAUUUAUUCUCCUAGGUUUUUUUGUGUUUUUCAAUAUGUUUAUUGCAGUUGUCAUUAUGGAUAUUGAGGAUUCAACUGAGCAGUAUAAGGAGAAGCUUCAAGCAGAGAGGAAGGCUAAUCUGACUGCAAAGAAGCAGGCCAUUUUAAAAAGGCAACAGGAAGAAGUAUUUACAUUACUCCACCAGCAGAAAACAAGUGAAUAUACAACUUUUGAAGAAUUGGUGGAAGAGUUUAAAAGAACUCUGCUUCAUACAGAUCCUGUGGUCCUAGAAGAAUUUUGUGCCAGCCUACCAUUCAUUGAUCUCUAUUUCACAUCCCUAGAUCGUCAGGAUGCUAUAGUUUAUAAGCUUCAAGAGCUCUACUAUGAAAUGGUUGCCAUUUUGAACACCAUGAUGCAAAAACCACAAGAAAAGUCUUUACAAACUUUGCAGUCCCUUAAGAAAAAAUGAAUGAAUAAACACAACUAAAACAUUA